Tympanuchus pallidicinctus (lesser prairie-chicken) is the source of this 703-nucleotide messenger RNA. RefSeq names its product titin-like. The record is from RefSeq and is a predicted model, not a curated record. The coding region runs from base 8 to 703 and encodes 231 amino acids. The transcript has 6 exons. NCBI's taxonomy places the organism in Eukaryota, Metazoa, Chordata, Aves, Galliformes, Phasianidae.
ACUGUGCAUGAAUGUUACUGAUUGUCUGUUAGUCUCGUCUAGGUCUGUACAACCCACUAAACUAGAAUAUACUAAUAUCUUUAAAGUGCCCAAGGUGCCCAAGAAAGCUGCUCUGGAAGAGCCCGUGCCAGUAGCUGUGCCAAAAAAGCCAGAACCAGCACCAGCCCAAGCGCCUGAAGUGCCCAGGAAGGCUGCUCGAGAAGAAAAAGUACCUGUGGUCACUGCCAAAGCACCUGAGCCUCCAGCAGCCAGAGUGCCUGUGAUGCCGGAGGCAGAGGUCCUGGAAGAGGAAGAGGAAGAAGAAGCACCGGAAGAGGCAGUACCAGUGGCAGAGCCUGAAGAGCCAGAAGCUGCUCCAGCUGAAGUGCCUGAGGUGGUUGAGGAGGAGGAGCCAAAAGAAGAGGUUCCAGUGGUUGUUCCCAAGAAGCCUGAGGUGGUGCCCAAGAAGCCUGUGCCAGUGCCUAAGAAACCAGAAGCUCCUGCAGCUAAAGUGCUUAAGGUGCCCAAGAAAGCUGUCCCACAAGAAAAAGAGCCUGGUGCCGAACCCAAAAAACAGGAAUUAUUUCCAGGCAAAGUGCCCAAGGUGCCCAAGAAAGCUGCUCUGGAAGAGCCCGUGCCAGUAGCUGUGCCAAAAAAGCCAGAACCAGCACCAGCCCAAGGUACAUGUUGCCGUGAACAUUAUCAAGCAGAAUCUUGCUGCUGA